AUGCAGAACGUGGCAGAGCUUGCGGGAAAAUAUGACAAGGCAAACAAGCCAGCUUUGGAGAAGUUUUGGAUCACAAAGGAACGGCAUCCAAAAGAGUACUGGCUGGAGCACAAGCUGACUAGAACUUGGGUCCACGAGCACAAUUUGAAACCUAACCUGCUCCUUGGAAGUGACUUCUGUGAGGUAUACGGCGUGAUCAACUACUAUCAUGCCCUGGGGAUGGAUACGAGUACGCAGCACAUGACUGCGAUUUGCAACCGUCUGGAUGUAAACUUCCGCCUGGAUGGCAUUCCUACGGGACCACGAACUGCGUUGUACGAUUGGAUUGCCCAUCUAGAUGAAAGACGUCGUACCUGGCGUGCGUCUCUUCUUGCUGUACAAGAUUCACCCCUGCCCUCCACAUCACUGAGCGAGCGAAUGCUGAAGCUCGACCACGAGGAGGAGCGCGGCGACGUCGUCAUGAACACCAACAGCAUUGUUAGACCUAUAUCACCUCCAUGGCUCCCCUCUUUGACAUCCCACUGCAUGGUGGGCGCCAACUGGCUCAAGCAAUUCGUAGUGAACUUUCACAUUUUUAAGGCCGACAAGCCGAUGAUUGCCCGGGGCAUAGUCGGAAAGUUGAGGUUCGACAACCGUGCUCGGUUUGAUAUCUACCUCAAGAGUGUUUCCAAGGUACUCAUACAAGUUGCAAUCGAGGCAUGGUCAGUUAUCCGAGGCGAGUGGUCACCCUUGCGUCAUGCAAAGACCUACAAGUACCAAUGCAGUAUCGAGAGCAUUAAUGACAGGAACUCCGUCAAGAGAGUAUCCAUCCCAAAUCGCUCUAAUAGACAGCUCUUCGUCCCCAGACGCACGAAGCUCGGACAUAUUGUCGAGCUGUCUGCAGAUGGCUACUUUCAGACGAACUGUGAGCACUUCAAGAUGCCUGAUCACCAGGCCAUGCAGCUCAUAAAGGGAAUGCGAUUGAUACGGACCCUUAGAGGUGUCCUCGUCAGCGACAUUCUCAGGAACUCUUCCUCCAGGGCAUCUCCCUGGAUCAUGGGCGAUGGAGUUAGUCCGUCACUGCCGCGGCGACCCCCAACGCAGCCAAGCAGCCCCGCGAUUUGGCGGACUAAACACGUUCCAUGGCAUCAACAGAAAGUCCUGCCAUUGCAGAUCAGGAAGACAACCAUGCUGGCCGCGGGACGGCGCAAAAACGAGAUCCCGAAACAAGCCAACGCUAGAAAGAAGUAUACCGCCCGGACCAAGUUCGAGUCAAGAGAAGAAGAGAAAGAAGCUUUUAGAAUCAUUCAGAAGAACCUUGGAGACCAAAUCAUUGCCGAUUUUGAGCGAGUUCUGAAAGGUCUCCCUAGUGCACCCGAGAAGAUCCAGCUCACCACCAACCUUGCCAUCAAUGGAGUAAGGGGCCUCGACCACAUCCGCCGGAGUCCAUUGGACUCAGAGGUAUAA
Molecule: messenger RNA, 1446 nt
Organism: Hypoxylon fragiforme
Lineage: Eukaryota; Fungi; Ascomycota; Sordariomycetes; Xylariales; Hypoxylaceae
Exons: 6
Coding region: 1-1446 (481 amino acids)
Source: RefSeq, a predicted model, not a curated record